AUGGCUACCGAAGCUCGGCACUGGGCCACACCCUUCCUCUCAGGGCACCACGAUGAGCAUCGCGCACAAGAUGCGAGACCGUUGGCCUUGAUAAUCCUAAAUCAACCUUUCUCGCUCGGACUUCUCCGUCGUGUAUGGAACGCGAGUAGCUGGCGCGCAUGUGCUGAUGGCGGUGCGAACCGGCUCUACGAUGUGUUGACUUCUGCUUCCGUGCCUACUUCGAACUACCUACCCGAUCUCAUCAAAGGCGACUUGGACUCCUUGCGCGAUGAUGUUCGCCGCCACUAUUUCGAUCAGGACAUUCCCGUAAUCAAGGACUCGAACGAGUACACCACGGAUCUGAUGAAGUGCCUAGAGAGCCUCCAGGAGCUCGAGAAGGAGGGCCAGACGUACGAUGUACUACUACUUGGUGGCCUGUCCGGUCGACUAGACCAGACAGUCCAUACUCUGCACUAUCUACACAAACUCCGGCGUACCGGAAGGCGCGUGUUCGCCGUCACCGACGAUAACGUUGGCUGGGUUCUCGAUGCUGGGGAACACUACAUCACUAUUGAUCAUGCUGCACUUGGCAAGACGUGUGGCCUAUUACCCGUGGGUGUUGACAGCACUAUCCUCUCUACCAAAGGCCUCGAGUGGAAUCUAGAUGAAGCAGAGUCGAGUUUCGAAGGGCUCGUCUCGACGUCGAACCACUUGAUGCCCGGGCAAGAUGUCUGGGUGCGCACAUCAAGACCGAUUUGGUGGACCGCCGAGCUUCGACCAAUUGCAUAG
Peniophora sp. CBMAI 1063 is the source of this 768-nucleotide messenger RNA. Lineage: Eukaryota; Fungi; Basidiomycota; Agaricomycetes; Russulales; Peniophoraceae. The record is from the annotation of a GenBank genome assembly.